AACAGUCGCUCGAGACCACGCCGAGCGAUAUACCACGCAGUAUAGAAAGCGCCGCAUCACCUGAACAAUGGCUUUUCCUGCUACUCGCACAAAGGACCCUACGCUGCCCCAAAAGUUGGAUCGUUUUUCCCAGUCUUGGAAGCGAUACUCCGGCAUGAUACGGGUCGUCUAUUCCACAUUAUUGAGACAGCCUUCGCAGCUGGCAGACGUUCAGCAUACGUUUUGGUUGCUGGAUAACACUGCGUAUCGACAUCCAGCCUCCCAUGUAUCUGGUGAACAUCACCCAUGGCGAGUGGAGGUGGUGGCCUGCGUCUUCCGGAAGGAUAGUCGACGGGACAUCAGCAAGUUUGUGGCGGCGAUUGCAGAUCUCAUUGGACUCGAUGGAGCAUUAGGUACAGAGAAAGAAAUACGCCAUCGGAUUGCGCGACGUCUACAGCCAUUCCUGUAUCAUGUUGUUGCGAAUCACUCGAUGAUGCUAGAACUACCUCUACCCAACCAAACCACCCAAAUCUAUCAAAUCGGUCCCACAGGAGACAAUGGUAUUGCCUCGCAGGUGCUGAAUAUUGGCGUCCGUCACAUUGAAGAUGGACUCCGGGUACUGUCCCAUGUUCGGGGCGUGAGAGACAGGGCGACAAUGGAAACAACCUUUGCCGGCCCAGAGGGCUGGUUGGUCGUUUCUGACAUUGACGACACCAUAAAAUACACACAAACAUCAGAUACUACUGGAAUAAUCCGCACAACCUUCGCCGAAGAGCCAAAGCCGAUUCCAGGUAUGCCUCAGCUGUAUUCUCGUAUCGAAAAGCGGUUCGAGCCUACAUGGUUCUACCUCUCUGCAUCACCUCACAACCUGUAUCCCUUCCUUCGCGGGUUCCUCCGCAAGCAUUUUAGUCCUGGGACACUCAUUCUUCGAGAUUUCUCCUGGUUGGACAUUAGCGAGCUGGUCAAAUCAUUCACAGUCGACACGCUGGAAUACAAAGUGGAUCGCAUAAGGAAGAUCUGGAGAUGGUUUCCGCAUCGGCGAGCCAUCUGUAUCGGAGACUCCACACAGACGGAUCCCGAAGCCUACGCGGAGAUUUACAGACGAUAUCCUGAGUGGAUCCAUGCAAUCCUCAUUAGAAAAGUCAUGGAUGUGCCUCACAUGGAGGAGCGAAAUUCAUCGAAAAGGUUUGCAGAGGCUUUUCAAGGAGUUCCGAAGCAUAUAUGGCGAGUAUUUGAGCACCCGAGAGACGUCUAUGAUGUGCUCGAUCAGAUUAGAGCAAGGGAUAACUCAAGUUUCCUUCACUGA
Aspergillus nidulans FGSC A4 is the source of this 1285-nucleotide messenger RNA. RefSeq names its product phosphatidate phosphatase App1 family protein. Lineage: Eukaryota; Fungi; Ascomycota; Eurotiomycetes; Eurotiales; Aspergillaceae. Gene Ontology annotation, molecular function: phosphatidate phosphatase activity. The transcript has a single exon. The record is from RefSeq and is a predicted model, not a curated record. The coding region runs from base 68 to 1285 and encodes 405 amino acids.